Molecule: messenger RNA, 531 nt
Organism: Miscanthus lutarioriparius
Lineage: Eukaryota; Viridiplantae; Streptophyta; Magnoliopsida; Poales; Poaceae
Source: the annotation of a GenBank genome assembly
AUGGGUAGCUCUGGCACGGUUGUGCUGACCAAACUUCUUCUGAGCACUUACAACGUCUCUAUGUGCUCGGAAUCGUUCUGGUGCAGCAGCGUCGAAAUCCACUACCCGUUCUACCUUGCCAACGCAAGCGAAGCAAUCGCCGAUUACAGCGGGAACAUCUUCUCCUGCGGCUACACCGACUUGAGCAUUUCCUGCAAACUCGAAGGGCAGACCUGGAUCCCUACCAUCCGUCUCGAUGGCGGCGACUACACCGUCGAGAACAUAUCCUACCACUACGACCAUCAAACCAUCCUACUGGUGGACAGCGAUGUGCUCGGAGGCGCAGGCGGUGACUGCCCUGCUGUCUGCCAUGAAGUCAGCUUCGAUGAGACAUGGCUGCAUAGCAGCAGCUACAACGACAACCUCACCUUCCUCUUCGGCUGCGACCCACGCGGUCCCGUGCCGCCUGAAUUCGACGCAUACAAAAUCAACUGCACGCAGUUCAAGAGUACGCCAGGUGCUGGCCCAGGAGACUCUUCGUGGUCAUUAUGA